AUGCGAGCUCGUCCAGGAAUGGGAUAUCGGCACGAGGUCAUGUUGGAUACUAGCGAUAUUGGGCAUGCCCCCAACGUUCUUACCAGUACCCCAAAAGAAUUGGUGGGAGAUGAUGGCAAUAGGGUCAGCAGCUUCGGGGUGAGCUGUAUUGCUGUUCAAGGUGUUGAAGGUUUCCGUCUUAGGAUUCCCGGUACUGCAGUGCACGGUCCGUUGCGGCCGGAUGGCCCUACCCUUGGGCAUUCUGUUGGGGUCUGGGGCUCACUGUGGUACCUACUACUACAACUAGUCACUCAGCAUGGGCAGCUGCCCAUGCUGCUGCAGCAACAGCAGCAACAGAAGAGAACCAUCGAUGUACGCUUGGUAUGUGGUUCCGACAGCACCGCCCUUGUUCUCUAUAGCCCAACGACAUCUUUGCACGGACUAUACUACAACGAGCAGUUGCACGGGCCAUUCGCAACAGGCCGGUCGGUAAACCCCUUCACUCCUGGCCUGAGCCCGUUGAGCUCGAUUCCAAAGCCCUCGUACGUCACGGGAGAUGUUGUACGGGAGCGCUUUCCAGCGAUGCGUUCAGAGGACGACCCGCUGAAUUGGAUUACAGACCAGGAGCUUGAUAUGAGGGGCAGCAAAAUGGCUGCAAACCAGCAGCGGGUGCCGCUACGGUGCCAGUCUUCGAGGAAUUAG
Volvox carteri f. nagariensis is the source of this 681-nucleotide messenger RNA. RefSeq lists its product as uncharacterized. Lineage: Eukaryota; Viridiplantae; Chlorophyta; Chlorophyceae; Chlamydomonadales; Volvocaceae. The record is from RefSeq and is a predicted model, not a curated record. The transcript has 6 exons. Bases 1 to 681 code for a protein of 226 amino acids.